Oppiella nova is the source of this 740-nucleotide messenger RNA. NCBI's taxonomy places the organism in Eukaryota, Metazoa, Arthropoda, Arachnida, Sarcoptiformes, Oppiidae. The record is from the annotation of a GenBank genome assembly.
AAUGGCGAUUUUAUUGUAAAAAUUAAUUGCCUAGAUUUCCCAAUAAUUUUUAUUUUAAAAUAAUAUUCUACGGGAACUGUAUAUUUGUAUAAAAUCCUAUUUUACUUACAUACUACAUUUAUUUUAAAAUUAUAUUGGACUAGAUGCCUGAUAUGACUAAUAUGUUUUUACUAAUUGUUUUAUUAAUUUGUAUCGCAAACAAUCUACACGUAACAAAUGGCCAAGGUAAUACUAAAAAGGAUUGCCAAGCUGGUGCAAAUGCUGAUUCGUGUUUGAUGAAAUUACUCAUGAUUGGCGACCCUGAUUAUAAGUUCCCGGAAAAUAUGGCCAGCAUGGACAAACAGUGCAGGACUUAUAAAAAUCAAGAAAAGUGUAUUAAAGAUUAUGCGGCUAAAUGUUUGGCAACGUUUCCCAAACAAGUGACUAAUGUCCUGGCUUACGGUGCUUCAAAAACAAAUAAGGCCUACUGUUCCACUAAGCGCCGUAAGGACUCGUUUAUAGCCAUAGGAAAGUGUGGUAACAAAUUGAAAUUCCUGGUCGAUAAGUGCAUGCGCCAAUUCAUCGAUAGCCUACAGGGCAUUGAAAAUUACCAGGAUGCUAAAAUGAAAAUACCUAUAUCAUGCUGCAACUACUACAAACUCAAGGAGUGUAUACUGGGUCACAUUGAACGCCAGGGGCCGCCACUGUGCACUGAAACCACAUCACGAGAGGUGGAAAGCCUAGUGGACGGGUACGCCAAC